AUGCACACUCUCGUGCGCUCUCACGCGCUUGCCCACGCACUCUCUCACGCGCUUACGCACGCGCUCUCUCACGCGCUUGCGCACGCGCUCUCUCACGCGCUAGCGCACGUGCUCUCUCAUGCGCUCUCUCGUGCACUCUCUCACGUGCACUCUCACGCGCACUCUCAAGCGCACUCUUUCUCGCUCUCUCACGCGCACUCUCACGUGCACUCUCACGUGCACCCUCACGCUCUCUCACGUUCUCUCUCACACGCACUCUCACGCGCUCUCUCACGCGCACUCUCACGCGCAUUCUCAUACGCUCUCUCACACGCUCUCUCAUGCUCUCUCGCACGCACUCUCACACGCACCCUCACGUGCUCUCUAACGCGCACUCUCACAAGUCUCCCAUGCGUCUCCCACAUGCACUCUCACGCCCACUCUCGUGCGCUCUCUCACGCGCUUGCGCACGCGCUCUCUCACACGCUUGCGCACGUGCUCUCUCACAUCCUCUCUCACACGCACGCACUCUCACGCGCUCUCUCACGCGCACUCUCGUGCGCAUUCUCACACGCUCUCUCACACUCUCUCUCACAUGCUCUCUCACGCUCUCAUACGCACCCUCACUCGCUCUCUUACGCGCACUCUCACGCACACUCUCACUCGCACUCUCACACGAACUCUCACACUCACUCUCACGUGCUCUCACGCGCUCUCUCACGCGCACUCUCAUGCGCAUUCUCACACGCACACUCACGCGCUCUCACGCGCACUCUCACACGCACACUCACGCGCUCUCUCACGCGCACACUCACGCACUCUCUCACGCGCUCUCUCCCCACUCUCUCACGCGCACUCACGCGCUCUCUCACGCGCAAUCUCACUUGCUCUCUCACGAGCACUCUCCUGCGCGUUCGCUCCCUUGCACACGCUCUCCCUCGCUCUCCAAAACAACCCGCGCUGGCGCACCAUCCCGCGCUCGCGCACCAGCCUGCGCUCGCGCACCAACCCGCGCUCACGCACCAGCCCGCGCUCAUGCGCCAACCCGCACUCGCACACCAAGUCUCGCUUGCGCUCGUGCACCUGUCGCCGGAGGCGACGGCCGGGGAGGGAUGGAGAGGCGACGGCGGGGAUGGAAGGAGAGACGAUGGCGAGGAGGAGGGAGAGGCGACGGCAGGGAGGAGGGAGAGGCGGCGGCGGGGAGGAGGGAGAGGCGGCGGCGGGGAGGAGGGAGAGGCGACGGCGGGGAGGAGGGAGAGGCGACAGCGGGGAGGAGGGAGAGGCAACGGCGGGGAGGAGGGAAACGCAACGGCGAAGAGGAGGGAAAGGCGGCGGCGGGGAGGAGAAAGAGGCGACGGCGAGAGGGAGAGGCGACGGCAGGGAGGAGGGAUACGCAACGGCGGGGAGGAGGGAUACGUGACGACGGGGAGGAGGGAAAGGCGACGGCGGGGAGGAGGGAGAGGCGACGGCGGGUAG
Closterium sp. NIES-65 is the source of this 1455-nucleotide messenger RNA. The record is from the annotation of a GenBank genome assembly. Lineage: Eukaryota; Viridiplantae; Streptophyta; Zygnematophyceae; Desmidiales; Closteriaceae.